UUAUAACAGUUGCGUCUGAUCGUUCCUAAAUUACAGAUUCAUAGGUUUUCUGACUAUUAAUACCUAUCCAAUGAAAAAAAUCGUGGUGCUACUAAGUGUUAUCAUAGUGAGUGUGAGAUCACAUAAUGAUGAGGACAACGUUGGGGAAUUGUCAACAAAAGGAAACGACAUAUCACAAAAAUCAUUUCAUCACGGAAUGAACCAACCCAACCGAGACUCCAUAACCAUUGUUCAAGCAAUAGUGAAGGGAACCGCCCUUUUGCCCUGUGACCUCUCUUCACCAGUUCCCAACGACAACGCACUACUUGUUGUAUGGUAUAAAAAUGAACAUACUCCAAUAUACAGCUACGACACGCGCGGACCAUACAGCAAACUGGCCAAGCACUGGCAGGAGAAAAGCCUGGACACCAGGGCCUUCUUCCGCACUAUGACGGAAACACCGACGCUGAGCCUGGACAGUGUCAAUGAAAUGGAUGAGGGUGAUUAUACGUGUCGCAUCGAUUAUUUACGUUCUCCGACGAAAAACUUCCGGGUCAGACUGAUCGUUAUUGUACCUCCACAAAAGCCCAAAAUCAUUGGUGAAAACGGAAAUGAAGUAUCUUCAGUAGCUGGACCAUACGAAGGAGGGGAAGAUGUCAAAUUGACUUGCAUAGUCAGUGGAGGAAAACCUCAACCGUACAUAACGUGGUGGAAGGGAGACAAACCGAUCAAAGGUACAGAGACAAGGAGCGGUUUUCAGAACGUUCUCUCGAGUCAGCUCACCAUCCGGGGUCUCUCCAGGUCUGACCUCCAUACCGCAAUCACGUGCAAAGCCUCCAAUAACAAUAUAAGCCAGCCUGUGUCGACCACAACCACACUCGACAUACAAUUUCAACCCCUGGGCGUGGAAAUCUUCGGCAUGAAUAAUCCCCUCUCUGCGGAGCGGCAGUACGAGAUCCCGUGCCAAACGUACGGCUCCAGGCCGUCCGCACAAAUAACCUGGAUUAUGGACGGCAAGGAGCUGAAGCCCCCCAGAUUCAACUAUACGCAAUCGGAUUCCACAGAUGGAAACGUGACAACGUCGACGCUGACCUUCGUCCCGACGCGGCUGGAGAACGGACGCUCGUUAAGCUGCCGGGCGUCGAACCAUUUCGUUAGAAAUGGCGUGAAAGAAGCUUCCGUCAAAUUGAACGUUUUCUAUGCGCCAAUACCGAUGCUGACGCUGGGAUCGAACCUAAAUCCUGAUGAUAUCGAAGAAGGGGAUGACGUCUACUUCGAGUGCAAGGUGAACGCAAACCCUUGGGCUUACAAAGUCCUCUGGAAACACAACGGAAAAGUCAUGCAGCAUGACCAAAAAGGGGGAAUAAUUAUCAGCUCCAGUGAUUUGGCGCUCCAAGGAAUCACGAAGGGUCAAACGGGAAAUUACUCUUGUAUAGCUUCCAAUGUUGAGGGCGAUGGAGAAAGUAAUGUUGUAUCUCUCAAAAUCAUGUAUAAGCCGACCUGCGUGGCCGACCAGAAGCGGAUUUACGGCGUGGCGAAACUGGAAAACGCCGAAGUGCUCUGCGAGGUCGAGGCCUACCCGCCGCCCGAUAACUUCAAGUGGUCCUUCAACAACACGGCAGAGCUGAUCGAGGUGCCCCAGAGUCGAUACCAGCCGGGGGCGAGCCGUUUCACAUCGCGUCUCAGUUACACGCCCAAAACUGACAUGGACUACGGGACGGUCAUGUGCUGGGCGAGCAACCUGGCCGGCCAGCAGCGUGAGCCGUGUGUUUUUCACAUUAUUACGGCCAGCAAGCCCGAUCCGCCGUUCAAUUGUUCCAUCGUCAAUCAGACGUCGGACUCGGUGGAGGUUGAAUGUAGCGAAGGUUACAAUGGCGGUCUACCGCAAUAUUUCAUAUUGGAGGUUCACGAGCAGCAAGGAGAGAAACUUUUGGCCAACGUAUCCUCAAACACUCCCUUGUUCGGCGUCACUGGAUUGGAAGCAGGAAAGGAGUUGAGGAUUGCGGUCUAUGGAGUGAACACCAGGGGGACGAGUGACCCAGCCACGCUGGAGGGAUACACGCUCAAGGUCGCUGAAAAACAAACAGUCCUGUCCCCGGCCACCAGGGAUCAGAACGAGCUGCAUCCAGUCCUGGGCAUAUUAGUGGGCCUGGUUUGCGUCCUGUCGCUGCUCGCCAUCAUAAUACUCUGGACUUUGCGUCUGAGGGGGGUCAGGCGGAAGGGAUUCCGCCUCGGGUUCCUAACCGGCAAGGAGAAGGCGGCCAUGUCGCUCAGAUCGGAAUCGGAGGACCUGUUCGAGAAGGACGAGAAGAACCCGGAUGUCAUUCCGACUAACAAAGAUUCCAAUCACCACCUGGAAUCCGCAGCCCAGACCCCAGGACCCAAUUCGCUGGAGGCAGCUGACGUCGACUACGUGGCUGUGGCGUGCGAGAUGACGCGAUCUCGCAGCAUCACACCCUCAGCCGAGGGUUACGCCGCAAGAGACAAGACACAGGCGUAUAACUUUCCGAACAAGAAUAGCGAAGUAACAUACGCGGAGCUAGCUCUCGCAAGACCCAGCACCUUACCAACGUGCAAGAACGGAGUGAACCAACCAGAGAACCAAAAGAUCAGGGACGAUCCAACAAUUUAUGCACAAAUCGACCACAGCAAGAAGGCAUAUCCACAAAAGCCAACCCUGAAGUCUCCUCCAUUGGUGUCUCCUGUUUCAUCUUUAUUUCCUGUUACAAAACCAGCUUUCCACCAGCGUGAGGUGAUCACGAUCAGGACACCAUUGAUGGGUCAUCAGCAAGAAAGUUGCGUGUAAAAGAGGAUGGUUGAGAAUUGAGUCCAAAUAAAAAAAAACAGUCGAUGUUUUAAGAGAUUUCUUCCCAACAGUUCUUAAUCGGUGGUGUUGAAAUAUCAGGGUGGUAUUCGGAGAGGAAGAUAGUGAAAUAAAAAGAGCCAUGAAUAUAAGGGACGAUAUAAGACGAUUAGAAGGUCAAUAAAUAAGCCUUCUAUUAUCUUCUGUUCCUCAUAUUUUUAGGUUGAAUUCAAUUCUUGGAGCAGUACUCAUUUCAUCAUCAUUGAAGAUAAUAAUUUCGAUCAGUUGAAACAUCAAAGCCAAAUCUAUAAUAAGCUGUACCACUGUGCGUCUUUUAUGUCGAAUCAACAAGAAUCAUUAUUUCAUGAUACGAAACUGGUCACAUCUUGAAGAUAAAACCACAUCAAGUAUCAAUUAUAACGUCAAACUAAGGCAAUAGUUAAGCAUGGAUAUCGCAAGGAAAUAACAAAACAAUCGAUCACAAAAGUAGACCCUGGACAGUAACAAAUUAUUCACCAAUAUCCAUAUCGGUGCUAUACAUUUUUCUAUUUGAGUUUCAAUCACCACGGUACAUCUUUUUUUAAUUAUCUGAUUGGACUUCGGCCAGUAAUUUACGAUAGUGGGAGUUUUUGUCAAGAGGAGACUCGUUUAGGCGAUUGGAAUAACUUCCUUGUUGGUGUAGGCAAGUUCAAACAAAAUAAAUGAAUAUAAAGAAAAUAUUAUCUGCUAAGUGAUAUUUCAUUUUACGUGAUGACAUUAGAAAAAGUUGUUUCUCUGAUACGGUUCUUGGUUAAUGCAGGGUUCAUUAUAACGCUAUCAAUGUUUUUACAAAAACAGAUACAUUUGCAGAUCUUCUAUGCGGUAGCCAAGUUCAGUAAUGUAAUUCUGAGAGUAUCAUCACUUGUUGGUAUCCGCUAUUUCAACAUCGUUAGGUUGAUUUGGACAGCAUUCACCUGAAUUAUAUUCCGUCUGUAGCUCCAUGGCUAUAACUAUUAAAAAAACCAGCUAUCAAAAUCAACAACACCUGCUGAAGUUUUUGAAUAUUAGCCAGUA
Molecule: messenger RNA, 3835 nt
Organism: Harmonia axyridis
Lineage: Eukaryota; Metazoa; Arthropoda; Insecta; Coleoptera; Coccinellidae
Product: nephrin
Exons: 15
Coding region: 71-2785 (904 amino acids)
Molecular function (GO): protein binding
Source: RefSeq, a predicted model, not a curated record